Molecule: messenger RNA, 1746 nt
Organism: Lodderomyces theae
Lineage: Eukaryota; Fungi; Ascomycota; Pichiomycetes; Serinales; Debaryomycetaceae
Product: amino acid permease
Exons: 1
Coding region: 1-1746 (581 amino acids)
Biological process (GO): amino acid transmembrane transport
Cellular component (GO): membrane
Molecular function (GO): amino acid transmembrane transporter activity
Source: RefSeq, a predicted model, not a curated record
AUGAAUACAGAAAAGAAAAUUGAGGAGUCGGAUCUACUGUUUCGUGAGUCAAACACAUCAGCUGAUCAAAAACAAGGCUUCUGGACUUCUUUCAAAGAUUCAUUCAAACCACCAAUAAAUGAAAAACAAACUCAAAAGAUUGAUAUAGACGAAAAGGACCAUUUGACAGAUGUGCAAAGAAUCAAUCUCAAUUCAGCUAACCAGGACUUGCGUCGAGAGUUAAAGACUAGACACUUGCAAAUGAUUUCCAUUGGAUCGAGUAUAGGAACAGGGUUGUUUGUGGGAACAGGGACAGCAUUGCAUACUGGAGGUCCUGCUGCCAUUAUAAUUGCCUGGUUCCUCGCUGCCUCAGCUGUGUUUUCAACAAUGCAAGGGUUGGGUGAGUUGGCUACAACUUUCCCCGUCAGUGGUAGUUUCAAUGUGUUUGCCAGCAGAUUUGUUGAACCGGCAAUUGGAUUUGCGGUGGGCUGGAACUAUUUCUUACAGUACUUUACGUUGUUACCAUUGGAGUUGGUUGCUGCGGCAAUCACUAUACAGUACUGGGACACAAAUGUCAACUCAGAUGUAUUUGUAAUCAUAUUUUGGCUAGUCAUCACAUUCAUAACCCUUUUUGGAGUAAAAGCCUUUGGUGAGGUGGAGUUUGUACUAUCGACUCUCAAGAUAUUAGCCGUUAUUGGGUUUGUUGUAUUGGGCAUUGUGUUAAUUGCAGGUGGUGGACCUACACACGAGUUUGUUGGUGGAAAAUAUUGGCGAAAUCCAGGACCAUUUGCUGCUGGGUUCAAAGGUGUAGCUUCGUGUGUUGUUACCGCUGCGUUUUCAUUUGGUGGCACAGAAAUGGUUGGAUUAACUGCUAGUGAAACAUCAAACGUUCGUCAAUCGUUGCCCAGGGCCAUAAAGCAAGUGUUUUGGAGAAUUGUGCUUUUUUAUUUUGGGUCAUUGAUUAUGAUUUCGUGUUUGGUUCCGUAUAAUGACAAGAGGUUAUUGGGACUGAGCUCUGUCGAUGCGACUGCAUCCGCUUUUACGAUAGCCAUUAUCAAUGGAGGCAUCAAAGGAUUGCCAAGCGUGAUCAAUGCCGUCAUUUUGGUGUCAGUUUUGUCAGUCGGCAACACCUCAGUCUAUGCUACUUCAAGAACUUUGAAAUCGUUGGCGGAGCAAGGUAUGGCUCCAAAAUUGGUUGGUUACGUUGAUCGUGCUGGUAGGCCCAUUGUUGCGAUAGGUAUCACAAAUGCGUUUGGCUUGUUUGCGUUAAUAGCUGCCAAUAAUAACGCGCAGCAAUCGGCAUUUGAUUGGUUGUUGGCAAUCUCAGGAUUGUCAUCCAUUUUCACUUGGAUUUCCAUCAACUUGGGUCAUAUUAGAUUCAGAGCAGCUAUGAAAGCCCAGGGGAGAACCAUUGAUGAGUUACCAUAUGUGGCACAGUCAGGUGUUUGGGGAUCUUAUUAUGGAACAUUGGUGAACAUUUUGUUUCUUGUUGCUCAAUUUUGGAUAGCAUUAUUCCCAUUGGGAGAGUCACCCAGUGCGUACAAUUUCUUUUUGAACUAUUUGGGUUUUCUUGUGUUGAUUGUGUGUUGGGUAGGUUAUAAGAUAUGGAAGCGUGAUUUGAGGUUGUAUUUACCGAUUGCGGAGAUUGAUAUUGACACUGGACGGGCAGAUGUCGACAUAGAUUUGUUGAAACAAAAGGUUGAGUUGGAGAGAGAAGUGUUGGCAAAGAAGCCAUUUUAUGUCAGGUGCUAUAGAUUUUGGUGUUGA